This is a messenger RNA of Gossypium arboreum, 3292 nucleotides long. RefSeq names its product disease resistance protein RGA2-like. Gene Ontology annotation, molecular function: ADP binding. The record is from RefSeq and is a predicted model, not a curated record. Gene Ontology annotation, biological process: defense response to fungus. The transcript is spliced from 2 exons. The coding region runs from base 311 to 2875 and encodes 854 amino acids. NCBI's taxonomy places the organism in Eukaryota, Viridiplantae, Streptophyta, Magnoliopsida, Malvales, Malvaceae.
CACUCUCGUAAAUUUUAAACAAAACGUCCCAUAUAAUUGAUUUUGGAAAUGGGACUUUUCCGGUGAAUUAGUCGUAAGAGAAACUACAACACAAUUUCUGAGAACGGAAGUAGACGCGUCUUUGACGGUUUGGCUUGACACCCCGACGACAAGUCAACUACGAAAGCUAAACAUAUUGGUCGAUCAACAACCACAAGAUUUUCUCGAAAAGAUAAAAAGGAAAUAAUUUUUGAGUGCUUCAGUACCUUGUCUAUCUCUAAAAAUAAUCGCAUUUCUUUAUUUUUCUUUGCUGUUAAUUAAGAGUUCAAACAUGGCAGAAGCUUUCUUGUCCGCUAUUGCAGCAACGGUACUGGAGCAAAUAGCCACCGUUGUGUCAGAAGAAAUUCGCAUGGCCUAUAAUGUCCGAAACGAUAUCGAAAAGCUCAAGGAGACCAUGAGCCGCAUUCAAGCUGUGCUUUUGGAUGCUGAGCGGCAGCAACACGAAAAUGAAAGCUUACGCCGCUGUAUGUGGAAGCUUAAAGAAAUCUUUUACGAUGCUGAAGAUGUAAUUGAUGAUUUCAAGUGUAAAUCUCUUCGAGAACAGGUCGCCCAUGAUCACAACAUCAGCAAAAAGGUGCGAGCUUUAACUAAAGUACCUGGUCGUCCGUCCUCUUUAAAACUGCCUGGGAAACUGAAAGAUAUCAAUAAUAGGCUAAAUGAACUUGCUACUGAGUGGGACAGCUUUAAUCUGCAACAAUGUAGGGAAAACCGACAUGAUUUUUACACAGAGACCCACUCUUCUGUUAAUUCUUGGGAUGUUUGUGGUAGAGAUGAAGAUAAAGAGAAAAUUGUUCGUCUUUUGAUGAAACCAAGUGAGGAUCAAAAUUUCCCUGUUGUCUGCAUUGUUGGAAUUGGUGGACUAGGGAAAACUACGGUGGCUAAAUUGGUAUACAAUGAUGAUAGAGUUAUUUGUUAUUUCGAUGUGAAGAUAUGGGUGAGUGUUUCAGGGGAGGAAUUUGAUCUUCCCAGGUUGCUCAAAUUGAUGAUUCGCUCAAUAAGUAAAGAAGAAAAAUGUGAUACUUCCACGGUUGAAGCCUUGCAACACUGCUUGAGAGAUAUUUUGAUUUAUAAGAGCUUUUUGCUUGUUCUUGACGGUGUAUGGAGUGAAAAUCAAGCAAGUUGGAUUCAUUUAAGAGAUUUAUUGAGUUCAAUGGGUGGUUUGCCUAAAAGCAGAAUCAUUGUAACCAUCCGGAGUAUGAAGGUUGCUUCCAUAAUGAGUUCAGUUGAACCUUAUGAGUUGAAAGGUCUCCUUUUCGAAGAUUGUUUGAUUUUGUUCAAAAAAUGGGCUUUUAGAGAUGAUGAUGAGCAGCAACAUCCAAAUCUCAUGAGAAUCGGGAUGGAAAUAGUGGAAAAAUGCGAAGGGGUUCCUUUGGCAGUGAAAACAUUGGGAAAGCAACUAUUUACGAACACUAAAGAAUUUGAUUGGCAAUUUAUAAGAGAGUGUGAAAUAUGGAGGCUGGAGCAAAGUAAAGAUGAUAUUUUACCAGUGUUGAAGUUCAGUUAUGAUCAUUUGUCAUCUCAUUUGCAACAAUGUUUUACUUUAUUGUCAUUGUACAAAAAGAACGAGAUUUAUCAUAGUCAUGAAGUCAUCCAACUUUGGAUGGCAAAUGGACUGCUUGAGCAGCCAAAGGAAGAGCAAGAGUGGGAGGACGUUGGUGAUCGGUAUUUGAAUGAAUUGCUGUGGAGGUGCUUUAUUCAGAAGGAGACGGAUUAUGGCAAUUAUUUUACCUUCAAAAUGCACAACCUGAUCCAUGAUCUUGCAUUAUAUGUGUCUCAAAAAGAGUGUAUAACAGUGAAAUGCGAUCCAAAAGCUGUUGACAAAAAUGUUCGACAUUUAUCCUUUUGUGGUAGCAAGCUGCUAAGAGUUCCAGAAGCCUUGAAGGAUUUCAAAAAUGUUCGAACCGUACUCGUCCAAGAAGUUUCAGAGGAAUCAAAGAGAAUUCAUGAAUCCAUUAUAGAUCUUUGUGUCUCCAAUUUCAAGCACCUACGAGCACUUCGUCUACGUUGUUAUUCACCAUUGACAACUCUACCCAAUUCCAUUUGUUCCUUGAAGCACUUAAGAGACCUCGACUUGACUGGCUGUCGGAGUAUGGGGAAACUUCCGUUUUCUUUCUACAAGCUUCGUUGUUUACAAAAGCUGAAAAUAUCAGGUAUUCCUUUGAAGUACUUACCUGAUAGAAUGGAAAGCUUGAUUGAGCUUAGACAUCUAGAAAUAACUAUUAAAGCUAAGCAUUUGAAAGAAAUCCGGGAAGGAUGUUGGACUCGUCUUCAACACUUGGGCUUGAUUGAGUGUGAUAACUUAGAAUGUUUACCUAAAGGAUUGCAAUAUCUCACAUCACUUCGAAGACUUGAUCUCGUUAGUUGUUCUAAACUAGUCUCAUUACCACGAAGCUUGAUAUUUCUAACCAGAUUAGAAGACCUACGUGUAUCUUCGUGCAAAAAAAUCAAUUUACAAAUGGAACCAACGGAGUUUGAUGUUAAACGCCCUCAGUUGAGCCUCAAAACUUUAUCCCUCUGGGAUUCCGAUGAGUUGAAAGAUUUUCCACGAUUGCUUCUUCAAGGAUCUUCUUCCACUUUACAACAAAUACAAAUCGGAAUUUGCAACAAUUUCGAAGUGCUUCCGACUUGGCUAAGGAAUCUCACUUCACUUCGUAAACUUGAGAUUCUUAAUUGCCCGAAAUUAUCGGCUCUACCAGAGGGAAUGGAACGGCUUACCAGGCUUAGGCAACUAACAAUUAAACAAUGUCCAAACUUGAGCAUAAGAUGUCGACCAUAUGUUGGUGCAGAUUGGCGCAAAAUCGCUCACGUACAAGAUCGUGAUACUCCAGAAUAUUAAAUAAAAUGAUGUUUGAGGGACUAAAUUGAAGGAAAAAGGAAAUUUGGGGGCAAAAAGCAUAAAUUUAAAGACAAAACGGGUCAGCAUGCGAAAUAGGGAAGAAGUGGUGCCGAAAAUAUAAAGUGUGAAAGACUUGGAGCAAAAAUUCAAAUAAGAGAUUUAUGAACAUAAGACUUUAUUUAAAUUUGAAUUUUAUUUUUAGGAUUAUUAUGAUAUUGUUUAGAUUUAAUUUCAAAUUAUAUAUUUUAUUAUCUUCUAGAGUUUAAAUAGGAAUAAACAAGGUUUUUUUUGUACUAUAAAUAAGGGAUAGAGUGACAUGAAUACUCACUCAUCAUUCCUGUAAAAAAAACUCAUUCCCCCUAUGGCUUUUAGCCUUUUUGUUCUUUUUAUUUUCCAAUAAAAAUUCAUUCUAUUAAA